AUGGAUGCCAGGAACAUGCCCCUCUUCGAAAGGCAAUACCGUUUUAACGUUAUUACACAGCGGUCUCCGCCCAACUACUCGAGGCCCUUGGACCAGCUAAGCCCACCUGCCACGCCUAGUUCUGCAGACCACCACGGAGAUCCUAUUACAUCGCCGUCGUCCACUUUGUGGACUUGGAGAAGUGCAUCGCCUCCUCUGAGGCGGAAGGCUUCGACUAAGGAUCUUACCAGUGCAGCAUACAGUGACCUGUUUGUUGACCGUUACGUCACGGGACCGACUCCCACGCUAGCGCCCUUACCGGCGGCAUAUCUCCGGCCUUCACUUCUUCCAGCUUUUCCACCACAAUCACCGCACCAACAAAGAUCGCUCUCAUCACCUUCGCUCUCAUCAACGAUCUCCACGCUACAUUCAACACCAGCACACUCUCCGCAGCCUUGCGGUGUCGCAGGACAAGGCCCGCCCUCUCAGCGUAGCGGGAUCACAACAAAACGUAAGUUUCUUGCAUUGAAACCGUCUAAGCGGCUUCCCAGGCAGGCGGAGCAGCAGUGGUGUGUUUACGCGGCGGUGAUUGACACUGGUUCGUAUGACCUUGGGUCAAGGCCUGCAGCGAGUGAUCCAGAGCUACGAGCAGCGGGAAACCAAGCGGAGGGUGGCGGUUGCGGCAACGGUCCCGUUUGGGCCGCUGAAAGCGGCAACACUAACAGGAAAAUCGGUGGUCGUUCAGUGAGAUUUGCAGGUCUUGCGCAAAGUUCGAGCGGCAGCGCCGAACCUUCAUCAGGCGAGGAUAAGGUAUCAAGUCGAGAGUCAACCUACACCCUCUCCAAAUACAGAUUCCCAAUCCCGCCAAACUAUAACUGGACGGACACCUUUGGACAUUCCAACGAGCCAACUCCGCCGACCAGUCCGGCUACGCUGCAUUACCGAGGCGCUUCAUUUGAUCUGGUCAAUCCUCACGCAUCACUGCUGGUUGGAAAGCACGACAUCGAAACACCAGGCGAAAUUGACGGCUUACUUGACACUUAUUUCCUUGAAGACGCCGACAUGUCGUAUGACAAUCUUACAGGCGAGCCAUCCUCGCCAUCUUUGAGCGCCAGUCUGAGCAGUUCGAGGCGCGUAAGGCGGUAUGCCGACCCGGAAAGUGCAAGAUUUGGCAUUAUGGGCAUCCCCACCAUGCCGAGUGCAACGACUUCUCCUCACGACUACGAGCCAUCUGCAGAAAGACGCAGCGUAUUACUUGCACGAGAAGCUUCGCGCCGAACCCAUCCAGUGAAUCAGCGUGAAGCCAUCAUCGCGGCCAAUCUUCCGCGCGAAGACUCCAGUAUUAAAGACUCGAGCCAGCGCACGAGCUCUGCGUAUCCAUACAGCACACGCAGUAAAAUCAGCAACCCAUUCGACCUCUCGGUCAGUGAUGAUGAUGCAGUUGAAGUGCGGCAGCGCUUUACAGACCCCAUCGAGGUUGUGCGUCGCUAUCAGCAUCCCGAAAGCGCGACCGAGCGAGCCGGAAGUGGCGAGCCGUCGGUGUAUGAUGAAGGUGCAGAUGCUGAGGCGCGUGCCUUCCCACUAGACAGAGACACCACGAUAGAUGAGAUUGUGGAUCAGUACGGCUAUCAGCACCCAUCGCAUGCUCUCCAUGAGCAUGCUAUUCACAAGAGCAUCAGUGACUCAUCGCUGCUGAUGGGCGCCGAUACGUACAUCCUGAACCGCUCAGAGUCCUCGCCAGCCCACGACUUCGAAAGCUUACGCAACCAAAGCUUUAAAAGCCAGAACGAGCAGGGAAUCCAGAAGCCUUCAAAGCAAUCAGCACCACAGCCGAGAUAUCUUCUGCCGUACUUGACUGAAGUUACCGAGUCGCCGACAAGCGAUCAGACUUAUGGCCCGACGGACGAACUGCUAAAGCUGACGCCGCCCGGAGCAGUCAAAGGCUCCGUCAGUGGCGCAAAGCAAGCGGAGGCCGUUCCGAGCAGCAUGACAGUAAGACCCUUGACACAAUGGGUGGCUACCGCGGCGAGAAAGCUCGAUCGAACGCUAGGACCAGUCACGACGAGAUCUUACAACAGUCCUCGCCAUGUUGACAGCAGCAUACCGCAGUCGUGGUCCAAUGUCGAUAUGGAGAACAGUCGGGCGCGGCCUGUGACCAGUGCAGUUGGAUUGCCACACACUCGUCCCGUGUCUUUCGAUACCGUCGCCUCGGCUGGGGCGAACUGGGAAGAUAUUGCUGACGAUGACGGACCCUCCGACAUACAGGACGAUCGGAAUCGUGACAGCUUCGUCAGCCACGCCGACACCAGUGAUGCAGGGAGCGCUUAUAAGCAGGACAUUGGGCAGCUACCGUUGCAAAGUCUGCCGUCUCUUGGUACUGUGCGCACAGGGCGGGCCGUUCAGAUCGACCGACAGUAUGAAAGCCCAGAGUACCAGCUGCACACGUCGCGUGCUCAGCGAGUGAAAGGCGAACCGACGAACAACUGUGUCAAAAGGUGCGCCACGGAGUUGAUCACGGCUUCCCUUAUGCAAAGCCAGCUUACCGAUCUCCGUGGCUUGGGUAUUACCCCCGACGCGCAGCUCCAGCAGUAUCGCGACGAAGUUGAGCUUAAGCAGCUCAGACUGCAACACCGUGCUGUUGUUCAAAAUGCCGCCGACGAGAUCGGGAAAGGGAUGCGCGAGCGCGAGCCCAUGUCUGAUCGCAAGAAGGGCAAGCAGCGCGCCUACGAGCCAGACCAGAGGUUUCGGAGCAUUAUGAGCAAGCUCGGCCUUCGCCAGGCUCCAAGCUUCAGCUCCUCUACGCGCGGUUUAUUCGGCAAGCAGACGCCGUCCUUGCAUUCGGAGCACCGCUUCAUCAUGGAUGACCAUUUUCGUACUUCGCCAACUUCAACCCGCCUCGCUUAUAGCGAGACCGCGAAUGCUUUUGAAACAGUGCACGGUGAGCUACCGAAUACUCCAAGCUCGCCGUACGGUAUGUUCGAGGCUUCACCACUCCCACAGCCGAAUACUAAUGGCUCUGCGGACCUUCACCGAGACCACAUUGCUGUCGAGAUGCAGCGCAUCAGAGCCUGCCCUGCUAUGAGCGGCCAGAAAGCUCCGAUACCUUUCAUCUUAGGCAACAAUGCAGACAGCGCAAAUGCGCUCGAAGCCCAGGACAGCACACUUACCUCGCACCUGCCAAACCGUCGCCUUACCGACGCUGAGCUUCAGGACCGCGAGCAGAACUGGACCAUGGAUACACCUGUCUGUGGCCAGCAUAAUGCCUUGGACAUGCCCUCUCACGCCAAUAUGGAGCCAAGACUUAUUGCUCGAGCCGCUGCGGGUGCUCCCGACCUACACGUUAUGCAGAAGCGAAUCUCUGAGCGCUACCUCUCUAUGACUGCCUGGUUUCCAAUCUCCGCUUUGGUGUUUGGGCUCGGAGGGUUUGACGGGAGGAUGAGGGCUCAUACCAGAGGGCGUGUGGUGGAGAUGAGAAAGCAGGACAAGUUCAGAGCGCUGGCCGUUGCGACACCAUUGGGCAUUCUUGCCUACGCCAUGGUAGCGAUUGUGGUGUUUGUUCUCGUCGAGCUUAGCCACCUUUAG
Molecule: messenger RNA, 3561 nt
Organism: Baudoinia panamericana UAMH 10762
Lineage: Eukaryota; Fungi; Ascomycota; Dothideomycetes; Mycosphaerellales; Teratosphaeriaceae
Exons: 4
Coding region: 1-3561 (1186 amino acids)
Source: RefSeq, a predicted model, not a curated record